AUGGAAGCCUCCCGUUACAUCUUCCUCGUAAUAUACCUUCACAUUCUGUGCUCAAUCCUCCUUCCUGUCCCAGCAACAUCCGCAUCCAACGAAACCGAUCUAUUAGCGCUUGUAUCCUUCAAGUCUCUUGUAUCAGGUGAUCCACUGAAGAUACUAUCCUCGUGGAAUGGCUCUGUCCACCACUGCCUGUGGCCGGGCAUCAAGUGCGGCCGCCGUCAUCCUGACCGUGUUACUUCUCUCAUUCUAAACUCUAGCCGUCUUUCAGGUCAGAUAUCUCCAGCUUUGUCCAACCUCACCUUUCUCUAUGAGCUGAGCCUCAGUGAUAACCAGUUCACCGGAAUUAUCCCGGAAGAGCUCGGGAAGCUGGUUAGACUAAGCUCCAUUGAUCUGUCUCACAACACCCUCGGUGGCCAUAUGCCACCAACUCUUGGAAACUGCACAAGAUUACUCACUAUUAACCUCAGAAAGAAUAACCUUCAAGGCAUGAUCCCUUCUAGUCUUGGACUAUGUACGGACCUAGUUAACCUGGUGUUAACCUCUAAUAACCUCGUAGGAAACAUCCCACCAGACCUUGGCAAUCUAACCAGUUUGCUAUUACUUCGUUUGGAUGUGAACAAUCUGACUGGUUCCAUCCCAUCUUCUCUUGGCCAGCUCCAUGUACUUCAAACCAUUUGCGUUAACGAGAACGAUCUUUCUGGCGAGAUACCGCCUUCCUUGUACAAUAUUUCAUCCAUGGAUAUCUUUCAGCUAGCUUACAACAGUCUCCAAGGUAGUCUUCCUUCUGAUAUUGGUGUUUCGUUUCCUAACCUGGUGAGUCUGGUUAUAUUUGGAAAUUACCUUCAAGGGCAAAUCCCUGAGUCAAUAUCCAACUGUUCCUACUUAUCUUCUAUUGAAAUUGCUAGUAACAAAUUCACAGGUCCCAUUCCUGCUAGCAUAGGAAGCUUGCAAAACCUUGAGAUAUUAGCAUUUUCUAACAAUCUACUUGAGGCCAAGACAACUAGAGACUGGGGAUUUCUUGACCAGUUAAGCAAUUGCACAGAGUUGCAAGUGUUAGACCUCGCCCAGAACCAACUCCAAGGAAUGAUACCUAACUCUAUAGGAAACCUUUCCACUAGUCUUUACUUUUUUAGUAUGAGAUAUAGUGGAAUUUCAGAAAGCAUCCCUGCUGUAAUCGGUAACCUAGUAGGUCUGACUAGAAUUCUGCUAGACAACAUGCUACUUAGUGGCCCCAUACCCCAGGAAAUUGGCAACCUCUUGAGACUUGAGAUAAUAGAUCUGUCCCUUAACUCCAUAUCUGGGGAAAUCCCGUCGAUGUUUAGAAAUCUUACCCGGAUCAGUGGAUUCUUUCUCCAAAGCAAUGAUCUUAAAGGGAAUAUACCAGAGCAGAUGAGUCGUAUGCAAUCGCUACAAUCCGUGAACCUUUCAGAUAACAAGUUAGUGGGUACUAUUCCAAAAGAAAUAAUGUCUUACUCCCUUUCUAUGGCCAUAGAUUUGUCGCAUAAUCAUCUCAGCGGUCCAUUGCCACUGGAAAUCAGUAAGCUGAAGAACAUACAGAGUAUAAUCCUUUCAAAUAACAACUUAUCUGGUGAAAUUCCGAGCACCAUCGAUGGUUGUGAAGUACUGCAAGCACUUUAUCUUGAUAGGAACAUGUUUGAUGGGUCCUUGCCAUCCUCUUUUGGUAACAUGAGAUCUUUGCAAGUUCUUGAUCUGUCCCACAAUUCUUUUUCUGGUGAAUUACCACACUCUAUAGAUCAGAUGAAGCUCCAAUUCUUGAAUAUUUCUUUCAACAAUUUUGAGGGAGAACUACCCAAAGGAGGAGUAUUCCUUAACAUUACUGCAAUUGAUGUAAGAGGAAAUCCUGAUCUUUGUGGUGGAAUAUCACAAAUGAAGCUACAAAGAUGUGGCAUACAUGUCCAAACACACAAAAAAGGUUACUGGAGAACCAUUGCAAUUGCAUUUUCCAUAAUUGGUGCAUUUGCAAGCUUGUGCAUGGCCAUAUGUUUCUUUGCAUGUCGAUAUUCCAAGAGAUCACAUAGCAAUGCAAAAUCCAGUCAUGCCUUGAAAUUUGAACUCAAGCGGGUGUCCUACAAUGACAUUUUCAAGGCUACAGAUGGUUUCUCUCAGGCUAAUCUAGUCGGAAGAGGCGCAUUUGGAACAGUAUACAAAGCCACCAUGAGCUUUGAAACUCCAACAGUUGUUGCUGUAAAGAUCCUUGACCUUCAAAAGCAAGCUGGUUCUAAGACAUUUGUGACUGAAUGUGAGGCACUGAGAAAUAUACGGCACCGAAACCUUAUUAAGGUUUUGAGCUCAUGUUCCAGUACGGAUCACAACGGUAUUGAUUUCAAGGCACUGGUUUUUGAGUUCAUGCCGAAUGGGAGUCUGGAGACUUGGCUACAUCCUACAGCAUGCACUGCUCGACCAUUUGAAGCUCUAGGCCUUACCCAGAGGAUGGACAUAGCAAUUGAUGUUGCCACAGCAUUAGACUACCUCCACCACCACGGUGCAGUGCCAAUUGUGCACUGCGAUUUGAAGCCUAGCAAUGUUCUUUUGGACGGUGAAAUGGUUGCACAUGUGGGUGAUUUUGGAUUAGCAAAGUUUUUGGUUCAACAAGAUACCAUGAUAUCUCAUUCGGCAACAAGCACCGGGAUCAAGGGUACUAUUGGCUACAUUCCCCCAGAAUAUGGCAUGGGAGCUCAAGCAUCUGUGCAGGGCGAUGCAUAUAGCUAUGGGGUUCUUCUGCUCGAGAUAUUCACUGGAGUAAGUCCAACUGAUGAAAAGUUUGUAGAUGGGAUGAGCCUUCAGAAACUGGUUGAGAUGUCUUUUCCUGAGACAGUCAUGGAAAUAGUUGAUCACAAACUGUUCUUUACUAACGGUCAAAAUAAGAAAGGAAACCAUACCCAUGACCGCGACAAUAUCUAUCAGUGCCUGCUCACGGUGAUACGAUGUGGACUCGGGUGCUCCAGGGAGUUGCCAAGAGAGCGCACCGAUAUGCAUGAUGUUGUCAAAGAGCUAAACUCAGCAAAAGAGAAGCUACUGAGAUGGGACAACCACCAUGUCAUGGUUGAUUGA
Triticum turgidum subsp. durum (durum wheat) is the source of this 3069-nucleotide messenger RNA. The record is from the annotation of a GenBank genome assembly. Lineage: Eukaryota; Viridiplantae; Streptophyta; Magnoliopsida; Poales; Poaceae.